This is a messenger RNA of Rhinichthys klamathensis goyatoka, 1159 nucleotides long. RefSeq lists its product as uncharacterized. Gene Ontology annotation, biological process: negative regulation of apoptotic process. Bases 46 to 663 code for a protein of 205 amino acids. Lineage: Eukaryota; Metazoa; Chordata; Actinopteri; Cypriniformes; Leuciscidae. The record is from RefSeq and is a predicted model, not a curated record. The transcript has a single exon.
AGCAACGAAUAUAGCCUAGCCUACUGGAACUGACCUGAACUAGCAAUGUUCUCCAGAUCAGACAGCAUGGUCCUCUCAUUACCGACAAACGCUUUCUUCCAGCCGCAGCAACAGUUCGGCUUCAGACCGAUGGAGCCGCGCAACACCGAGCCGGAGAUCUUCACUUUCGAGCGGAUCCCGGAGCCGCAGCGGCACGCGUUCAAUCCCCGCGGAGCUCCGCAACGCCCGCGCAAGAAAAACACCCGCGUCAUGUACCCCUCCAAAGUGCGCAAAUAUCUGCCACCGGCCGAGAAGAGCCCAGCCAAGCGCUGGCUGCUCGUCCUGUGCCUGGUGGUGUUCCUGCAGAUCUACACGGAGGAGGGAUCCGUUGAGACGAUGCAGAGUGAAGCACCAACCUUCACCGAUGCCACCGCGUACAAUGUCCUCCCUUUCCAGUCUGCUGAGGAGCAAGCCAGACAGAUGAUGGGCAAGUUCCCUGAAGACGUCAGCCAGUCCUGCAGCGAGGAAGAGGAGAAGAAGGAGAGCACUUGGCUCCUGAACACUACAUGCCCAAGCUCAAGCUUGGAGGAAGACUUCACCACUCUUUACCAGCAGAGCCGGAGGAAUGGAUACGUCGUGGCCCUUCUCUACCCUGUGUAUCAUAGACUCGGCACAGAGAACUGAAUGAACUCAGAAUCAAGUUUGUGGACUAACCAAGACAAGUCAAAGACUUUGAACAUUCUUUGAGAAGAGAAAUAGGCUCCUGUGGUUCCUAGUGGUGCCUGGAGAACUCAUCUGGUCCAGCUGGACCUCACAGCGUGGUGAAAAACACAAUCUGAGAAGACAUUCGAUGGACUUGAAUGACGAACAAACUUAUUAUGGAAUGAAACUUGAAUGGCUCAUUUAGAUUUACUUGAAAAUGUUUCACUUGAAGUGUAUAGAUUUACAUAGCCUCACAAGUAGACCUGUUAUAUGUUUAAACUAAUGAGAGUGUCACAAUGAACAUUUGUGUUGCUGAACGCUGCCGCUCGCAGAAAUACUUGAAUCUCAAAUUGAUCAUUUUAUGUGUUAUAUGAAGAACUAUUUGCUGUAGAUAAUUAUUUAAUGUUAUUUAUUUAUUGUUAUUGACGUAUUUAUUUCCUAUUGCCUUGUGAAAAUAAACUGACAUUUGCAUCUUCAA